Impatiens glandulifera is the source of this 1011-nucleotide messenger RNA. RefSeq names its product disease resistance protein RPM1-like. The record is from RefSeq and is a predicted model, not a curated record. Bases 1 to 1011 code for a protein of 336 amino acids. Gene Ontology annotation, biological process: defense response to other organism. Gene Ontology annotation, molecular function: ADP binding. The transcript has 2 exons. NCBI's taxonomy places the organism in Eukaryota, Viridiplantae, Streptophyta, Magnoliopsida, Ericales, Balsaminaceae.
AUGGCUCUUUCAUCUGCAAGGUCUGAGAAUAAGGUGUCUCUUAUCUGUACACAUGAUGAAUUAGGAGGUAUGAAGUCGGGGCAUGACAUGAGACUUGAUGCUUUGUUUAUUGAGGAUACUGAUGUUGUGGGAAUUGAUAAUUCUAAAAACCAAUUGAUUUCAAUGCUUGAUGUGGGAGAUAAGGAUCUACUUAUCGUCACUGUGGUAGGGAUGGGUGGCCUAGGAAAGACCACUCUUGUGAGGAAAGUCUAUGAGAGUCACGUUAAGGGGCGCUUUGAUUGUCAAGCUUGGAUUACUAUUUCCCAGUCAUUUACUAGCUUGGAACUUCUUCGAGCUUCCUUCAAGAGCUUUAAAAAUGAAAUAAAUGAAGAGUCUUGGAAACUUUUCUGCAAGAAAGCUUUUCGAGGUGAAUACAAAAAUGUUUGCCCCGAAGAAAUGCAUGAUAUCUCGCGGAGCAUCAUGAAAAAGUGCGGAGGACUGCCUCUCGCAAUUGUAGUCCUUGGUGGUUUGCUGGUUACAAAGGAGAAACAUGUUCUCGAAUGGCAGAAAAUUCUAAAAAGCCUAUCUCCCGAUACGAGAGUCAUCUUGGAACUUGAGAGUCUAGAGAGGAUAUUAUUAUUAAGUUACAAUGACUUGCCAAAUCAUCUCAAAUAUUGCAUCUUGUACACAAGCAUGUUUCCGGAGGAUUAUCACAUCAGGAGAUCGAGACUCAUUCGUUUAUGGGUGUCUGAAGGAUUUGCGGAAGACAAACCAGGAUAUACCCGUGAAGAGGUCGCUGAUGUCUACCUAAAUGAAUUGAUUAACCGAAGUAUGAUUCAAAUUGUUUUGAAAAGCAAUUAUAACAAGGUCAAGUGUUGUCAACUUCAUGAUGUCUUGCGAGAUAUUCUUCAAAGGAAAUCCAGAGACGAGUCAUUUUCCAUUGUUUUGAAAGAUGAAGAACUAUUACAAUCAAGUGAGAAGAUUCACCGUGUCGCAAUUUAUGAGAAUUUUCAUCGCCAAACUGUUGAAUAA